Puntigrus tetrazona (Sumatra barb) is the source of this 3280-nucleotide messenger RNA. RefSeq lists its product as uncharacterized. NCBI's taxonomy places the organism in Eukaryota, Metazoa, Chordata, Actinopteri, Cypriniformes, Cyprinidae. The transcript has 5 exons. The record is from RefSeq and is a predicted model, not a curated record. Bases 206 to 952 code for a protein of 248 amino acids.
CGAUUCCCUGCAGUGCAGGAAGGAUGUCGUGCACGCGCACACGCUCGAGCUCUGCACGCGCCGGUCAGAGCAGAUGCAGCUCGCUCCCGCGGACGGACAUCGCGCGUUCAUUCUGAAUUAAAGCGAGUUAAAACGUCCUCGGUACAAGACUGGAGUUAUUCGAGUUAAGAGUUAAAGUCAAGCGUCUCAAGUGGAGACAGAAGCCAUGGAUGUCCAACUGCAGGACGGAAGGCAGGGCAGCGUGCCGGACAAGGUCGUGCCCCAGGAGAAUCAUGUCCACACAACACAACCACAGGCCGCCCGCAAACCCGACGUCACGGGUCCUAUCUCAGCUGAGAUUGCUGGCAGAGGAAGCAACGAGUCUCUUACAGACGCUGUGACAACCAACGAUGACGCUUUACUGCUUCCUGACCACAUACCUACAAUUUCACGCAAAAUAGAGAAAGGCAAUGUGAAGCCCAGUCUUCCCAAUGGCUCGUCUCCUCCGGUCAAAGGGUCUGCUAUCGUCCACGCGCCGCCGGCUUCUUCAUCAGGAGGAUCGACGCCUCGCCCAAAAACACAACAGAAAUGCAACGGACAUGCAAAGUGCAACAGACACAAGCACCCUCACAGAAAACACACACCCUCCACCUCCACGAGCCAGCAGAGCUUCAAAGGUGAUGCUUCGCAGAUACAGAGAGUAGCCGGAGACGACUGCUGUGCUCACUGCAUCCUAGCCUGUCUGUUCUGCGAGGUGCUGUCGUGGUGUUCGGCCGUGGCUCAGUGUUUGGCCUGCGGUCUGGAGUGUGACGUUCUCUGCUGCUGUGGGGAAGCGGCCACCGGCGGUCUAGCGUGCUGCGCUGAGGACACCUGCUCUGCCCUGCUGGAUUGUGGGAUACUGGAGGACUGUUGCCAGUCUUCGGACUGUUUGGAGAUCUGUCUGGAAUGCUGCUCCAUCUGCUUUCCGACCUAAACGGCUCGGGUUCACGGAUAUCAAGCGCUCAAAGGACUGCAGGCAUUUGAUACGUAUUCUAUCGUUAUCUUGCAUUUUGUAUUUAUUCAGUAUGAAGUUGGAUUUUUCUGUACGAAGUUACUCUCUGAGACCUUUAAGUUUCCCUAUUAUAGGUAAUGAAAGGUUAAAAACACUUUCAUUGUCUUAUAAUACGCAUUUAUGAGCACGGUGCCUCUUUGUGCACAGUGUUACCGUGGAAACCGCUAGUUUUACCAUCUAGUGGCAAAGAAUGAAUUUGCGUUUUCAUUCAGACCAAUGUGAAAAAAGACCAAGUGGGCGGCACGAAACGGUUCGGGAUUCGUUUUAAAAAGUAACUCGUUUCAAUGAGUCGACUAUUUCUUUCGAGAGACUGUAACUUUUCACACGGUGCACUUUUAAGAUUAAGAAAUUUGCAGGAUUUUGUCAUAUAGCUGUGUUACAGUCCGCACGAAAGCUCGUUUUCAAACAUAAUAGGGGCACUUUAAACCUGAAGUGUGUUACUUUUUGUUUGUUAAAAUACACACAAAACCCAUGUUUGAAUGUGAAGCGUUGCUUUGUUUAUUGGAGAGUUGACCUAAGGCGUUAUACUCUUUAUCACUGCUGAAAUUUAAUAGAGGCACAUCUUUAACGGUGAAGAGUAAAAGAUUUAUUUUACUGCACGUGCAGUCACCGUUUGGAGUUGGUAAGACAUGAUUUUCGUCUUGUUAUUAAAUACAAAUAUCCUAACCUAUAACCUUGUUAAAUCAGGGUACUUGACGAACUUAAGAUAUUAAGGUCUUGUCUUCAAUUAAGUGAGUUAAUGCAAAACAAGAACAAAAUAUAUUUUCAUUGGGAAAAAUCUUGUUUUCUCUUUAAGUAAAAAAGGUUUUGCUGAUUUAUUACAGACAACAAGACUUAAUAUCGUAGGUUGCUACUCAAGUAAGUAUAUCGUGUAUCAUUGUUGGAAUUUAUAAUUAUUGCAAACGACAUAAAUAUUAGCGAAAAAAAAAUUCUGAAGGGUGAAACAUUUUUGACAAUAAGCCUGCAUUUAUUUGGUCAAAAAUAUCAUAAAAACUGUAAUAUUGUGAUAUAUUAUUACAAUUAAAAUUUUUGUUUAAAUGCAUUUUAAAAUUAUUUCUAAAUCGUCAUCAUUAUCUCAGUCUUCAGUGACAUGUAUACUUCAGAUAUAAUUUUAUUUUGCCGAUUUUCUGCUCUGAAAUAAUUCCUGAGAGCUUUUUUAUCUCUUUUUUAUCAUAAUGAAGCAAAUAUGCGCAUGCUAGAAAUGCCUGCGUUUCAUCGGCUGUGAUAUUUUAUACUGCUUGGGAAAAAAAAAACGUCAUUACGUCAUUCUGAAGAAACACUUUGUUGUUAAUGAGACAUACUCUGUGUUUUGAAGAGUUUAGCGUGACAGCUGAGAUUGAGGCGUGAGUUUCUCCGUUCUGCCCGUUCUCAGCGCUCUUAUCUAAAGCGCGUGCGGCAGGAAGGCCGGGCGAUGCAAAAAUAACCAGUCAGGAUGACUAUAAAGCGCUCGCAUAUUCCUCCGGAGCGUGUUGAAUUUCACAGGCUUUCUCCAGAUGACUCUGGGCACUGGCAGAGAGUCCAACGAAAGCCUCCGUCCCUCCAGCACUCCCUUCAUCCUGCCGUGGGUUACACAUUAGAAACGCCAUCACUGAUUUAUAGGGUUUAUAAGUCAGCAAAUAAUGAACUUAGCAAGAUGGUAAGUUUGAUUUUGACGUCGGUGGGGACAUAACGGCAGACAACGGACAUUUAAUUGUUUGAUCAAUAUGAUUGAAAUAUGUCUGCACCCUUGAAAAUCAUAAGUAAUGUCUGACUUACACAGAAAUCAGUGAAAACAGCAUCUUUAUAUUUAACCUGAGUCCUUUUAACUUGAAGAAAAAAAACGGGUUACGUUAACCUUACUUUAACCAUGGUAUUUGUAACAAAACUGUGGUUAUAGAAAAAAUGAAUCUUUUUUACUCUGGUAAAACCCUAGAUGUUAAAUCGUAAGGUAUUUGUAUUUUUAUACUUUCUUUCGCUUGUUUUUAUAACUGUACUGCCUUAAAAAUAAAUAAAUAUUGCAUAAACAUAAAUCCAAUAAAAAUAUUGAUCUGAAUCAAAAAUGAAGUCUGAUCUGAAUCAGAUGAUUCAUGCUCCUAAUCAUUUGAUUUUACCAAUACAAAACAUGUAUGCAUAUAAUAUAUGAAUGUGCAUAUGUUCACUAGAUUUGCAAUGCACUAAGGCAUCCCAGUUUCCACAGUGCAACAUUAAGCUGCACAAACGUUUUCAACAUUGAUAAUAAUAGUAAUAAAUGUUUAUUAAGCUUCAAAACUA